AUGGAGCAACCUGACAGUCUGCACUUCUCGAAUGAGCGCGAAAAGGGCGUGCACACUCCGAAUCCACAUUCUACCCCGUCGAGCCCCAAUGGUGCCAACGCAAAUCUCCCUCCCAUCGACGGCGGGAUCAAUGCGUGGCUGUUUCUGGCCGCCUGUUUUGUCAUGGAGGCUCUGGUCUGGGGAUUCGCCUUCACCUAUGGCAUUUUCCAAGAAUAUUACAGCCGUAUGGAGGAGUUCAGGGAUUCUGGAAAUAUCGCGAUUGUGGGAACUUGCGCAAUGGGCAUCAUGUACCUGGACCUGCCUCUGGUCUUUGCCGCCUAUCGACAAUGGCCAAAGUAUCAACGCAUCGGCUGCGCCGCAGGUGUGCUCCUGAUGUGUCUCGCUCUCGGCCUGAGCUCUCUCUCUCAGAAUGUCACCCAUCUCAUCCUCACGCAGGGCAUCUUCUACGCGAUCGGUGGCAGUAUCGCCUAUUCCCCAUGCAUCCUCCUCAUGGAAGAAUGGUUCGACAGACGCAAAGGUCUUGCCUUUGGCGUGAUGUGGGCUGGCACGGGCCUCGGCGGCGUCAUUCUUCCCAUCUGCAUGCAACAACUGCUUGACAAAUACGGUUUCCGGACAGCACUGCGAGCCUUCGCGAUCGCGCUAUUCCUUUUCACCGCGCCGUUGGUCUACUUCGUCAAACCUCGCGGGCCCGUGACCCACAGCCGGCCCAGCCCUGCGCCUCCGAAUCUAAGGUUCCUUUUCACGUCCACCUUCGCCCUCUUCCAGGUGUGCAACAUCGUAGAGGCUCUAGGGUUCUUCUUGCCAUCCCUCUAUCUCCCGACUUACGCCGAGAUGCUCGGCGCAUCAAGCAGUCUGCAAGCGCUAACCGUAAUCUUGUUCAACGUGGCUUCCGUAGGCGGCUGCGUGCUGAUGGGCGCCAUCGUCGACAAAUUCCAUGUGACGACCUGCAUUCUUAUCUCCACCGUUGGAUCUACGAUCGGCGUCUUCCUCAUCUGGGGAUUCUCCCUCUCUCUCGCCCCUCUUUAUGUUUUCUCUGUUGUGUAUGGGCUCUUCGCUGGGUCGUAUACGAGCACCUGGCCUGGUAUCAUGCGCGACGUGGUCCAGAAAAGCCCCUCUGCGGAAUCAAGUGUCGUUUUUGCAUGCCUUGCGGCUGGGCGGGGCGUCGGGAAUGUCGUGUCGGGGCCACUGAGUGAAGCCCUUGUAAAGGGCCUUCCGUGGGAGGGGUCUGUUUCGUAUGGAUACGGAAGUGGGUAUGGGACUCUGAUCGUUUUCACUGGGGUAUCAGGGCUGGUCGGUGGCGGUAGUUACCUCGCGAAGCGUCUGCGGUGGUUAUAA
Penicillium chermesinum is the source of this 1335-nucleotide messenger RNA. RefSeq lists its product as uncharacterized. Gene Ontology annotation, biological process: transmembrane transport. The record is from RefSeq and is a predicted model, not a curated record. The transcript has 2 exons. Gene Ontology annotation, molecular function: transmembrane transporter activity. NCBI's taxonomy places the organism in Eukaryota, Fungi, Ascomycota, Eurotiomycetes, Eurotiales, Aspergillaceae. Gene Ontology annotation, cellular component: fungal-type vacuole membrane. Bases 1 to 1335 code for a protein of 444 amino acids.